UUUCUGCUGCUCCUUCAGUGCUGCUGCAUAUCUAUAUUUUUAUAUUUGUUUUGUUUAUAAUCGAUACAUGAUCAAAGAAGAAGAGUUUUAGUAUCCCAAAUACGUUAUUGUUCAAGAUGACUUCAGCUUCAUCUAGCAGCGCUCGGUCCUUGUUCGCCGAAUCGAAACAACGGCUUGCAGAGCGAGUACAAGUGAACAUGAACAAUAUUUCUUCACUAACACGGCAAAUACAGCGAGGAUCUAGAUCUAACGAGCUCUUGACGAAAGCAGCCCGUGAGUUCGUAGCGAUAGAGAACAUUAUGGAGGGCGCCGAAGAGAACCUGAAGAAGAUGAACCUGAUAGGGGUCCAUAUGGGGUACCAGUUUGAGAAUAUUCACAAAUCAGCCCAAGUCUUAGCCGAGAUUAAUGAGCAGGUGGCAUCCAUGCAGAGAUGAUCUACGAGUUUUGAUAAAAUUCUCUAUCGAGUUUGAGUGUAAAGCCCACAUGCUGGGCUAAAGAUUCUUUUUCUCUCAAUUGUAUAACUUUAGCCCAAAAUGUAUGUUCGACAAGACUUGUGUUCUUGUAGCUGCCUAGUAUUAAUUUAAUACAAAGUAAAGUAAAAUGAUGCAUAUUGUAUACACUCUUUGUAGGGCUGGUAUUCCACCUGUCCAAUUUCUUUGUACAAUUUGUAUUUUGUCUCACAUUUUGCUUCAUGGAGAGAGUGAGACGCAAUGACAUUGGACCAAUAUAAUGUAUUGGAAUACCACUCUAAGCAUUAAUAUGAGUAGUAACCUAAAAUGUAUAUAACAUGUAGGAGUAUUCCACGGGCUGUCCCAUAGAAACGCAUUUUAUUUCCUGUGUUGCAACUUUUUUUUCGACAUUUAAAGCAGGCGAUUAUUUUUCUGUGCAUAUUUUUGACCAUUUGUCACACAACAGGAAACUCUUAUAUCUGCAAAUCUUCAGAAAAUGCGCGUUUGUACGGGACAAACGGUAGACAAUUUCAUGGAAUGCUCCUGUAUAUGUGUGUAAAAUGUGUAUAUGCAAGUUUUCUGUUUGACCCAAUGGUUGACUGGUAGACAAUGCCGCAAGGCAUUAAGUCCGCCAUUUGUACAUUUUGUUAUCAUGCAAUAAAGUUUAAAUAAAUAAAUAUACACCAAAAAAAAUGAAAAUUUUGGUAAUUCAUCACUUUAUAUGUGUCAUGUAACUUUCAUACAAAAAUACAAAAUGGCAUUAGCAGUUUAUAGCAUCAAUACCAUGUUGGUUUGUAUUUAAUUAACUUUUAAAAAGUAAAGUAUCGAAAAUUACAUUUUGUUCUUAAACAAUUAUUUCACCAGAAUUAUAACAUUAUUAUACCAUCACUGCAUCAGAAUUAUAACUACCUCUGGAAGAAUGUUCUGUCUGCAAUGUGGUACCUUUUACUGUAACAAUUGUGGUAAAUUUAUGAUUUGUUAAUUAUUUAGUAUGUUUUGGUUGUUACUUAAAUUGUAUGUGGUUAUCAGCUGUAAUAAAAUUUGGUCUAGAUA
This is a messenger RNA of Cydia fagiglandana, 1502 nucleotides long. RefSeq names its product BLOC-1-related complex subunit 7 (gene BORCS7). The record is from RefSeq and is a predicted model, not a curated record. NCBI's taxonomy places the organism in Eukaryota, Metazoa, Arthropoda, Insecta, Lepidoptera, Tortricidae. The transcript has 2 exons. Gene Ontology annotation, cellular component: BORC complex. The coding region runs from base 117 to 434 and encodes 105 amino acids.